Messenger RNA from Pediculus humanus corporis (human body louse), 1689 nucleotides. Its product is annotated as sulfate transporter, putative. The coding region runs from base 1 to 1689 and encodes 562 amino acids. The transcript has 11 exons. Gene Ontology annotation, biological process: transmembrane transport. Gene Ontology annotation, cellular component: membrane. Gene Ontology annotation, molecular function: secondary active sulfate transmembrane transporter activity. NCBI's taxonomy places the organism in Eukaryota, Metazoa, Arthropoda, Insecta, Psocodea, Pediculidae. The record is from RefSeq and is a predicted model, not a curated record.
AUGGCUGAAAAUGAAAUCGAAACGGCUGGAUUUUUAGAAAAGGAUGGAAGAGGUACGGGAAGAAUCGUACGUAGGGAUUCUGUAAAUAAACAAUAUGGACGACAACCUUCAUCUCAUUGUUCGAGAGUCGUUAAAAUAAUAAAAAAUAAAAUUUCUUCUGAUCUUUUGGCGGGUUUAACGGUGGGUUUAACCGCCAUUCCGCAGGGUAUUGCAUAUGCUGUCGUGGCAGGAUUAGAACCUCAGUAUGGACUGUAUUCUGGUUUUAUGGGUUGUUUUGUUUAUUUUUUCCUUGGGAGCGUGAAAGAUGUUACGAUUGGACCCACAGCAAUAAUGGCUCUAAUGUCUCAAAAAAGUGUCGAAGAAUACAACAGCGAUUUUGCCGUUUUGUUGUGUUUUCUAACGGGUUGCGUUACCAUGUUAUUUGGAAUUCUUCAAUUGGGAUUUUUAGUUAAUUUUAUUUCCGUUCCCGUUACCGUUGGUUUCACAACAGCGGCAGCAAUAACGAUAGCAUCUUCACAAAUAAAAGGUUUAUUGGGUAUAAAAGGAAAAUCAAACGAAUUUUUAGAAUCGUGGAUAUCAGUUUUCGAACAUAUAAAAGAAACAAGAUAUCAAGAUCUGUUAUUAGGUUUAGUUACAAUUUUCUUAUUAGUUUUAUUAAAGAUUGCAAACGAAAAAAUUUCGAAAAAAUAUAAAAAUCAAUCAUCUUUGUCCAAUAACGAUAAAGCAAUUAAAGAAACAUUUAGAAUAGUCGGAUUAGGUCGAAAUGCGAUAGUCGUGGUUUUAGGUACUCUAACGGCUUUCAUAUUCGAACAGUAUAAUAUGUGUCCAUUUACGCUCACGGGGGAAGUUGCCGGAGGGUUACCACCGUUUAAACCACCGCCAUUUUCAACAAACGUCAUAAAUAAAAAUAACGAAACUGAAUAUAUGCCUUUUGAAAAAAUGGUUGCCAAUAUGGGAACUGGUAUCAUAUCCGUACCCGUAAUAUCCGUUUUAGAAACCAUAGCCAUUGCAAAAGCUUUUGCCAAAGGUAAGACUUUGGAUGCAACGCAAGAAAUGAUGGCAUUGGGUGCUUGCAACAUAGCCGGUUCUUUUGUCAGAUCAAUGCCGACGGCAGGUUCAUUUACAAGAACGGCCGUAAAUAACGCAUCAAAUGUAAAAACUCCAUUGGGAGGAAUAUUUACCGGUCUCAUUGUUUUAUUAGCUUUGUCAUUAACGGCAACAUUUAAAUACAUACCCAAAUCAACUUUAGCCGGAUUGAUAUUGACGGCCAUGUUUUACAUGAUGGAAACUCAUGAAAUUAAAUUAAUUUGGAAAACAAAAAAAACGGACAUAAUUCCUUUGGUUGUGACAAUAUUUGGUUGUUUGUUUUUGGGUUUGGAUUUGGGAAUAAUCGUCGGUAUAUUUGUCAAUAUUUUAUUCGUUUUAUACAAUGCAGUGAGACCGAAAAUAACAAAAGAAGAAAUUAUGAUUUCGGAUCAGGAAGUAUUAGUUGUACGUCCGGAACAAGCAUUAUAUUAUCCGGGAGCCGAAUACGUACGAGAAUUAAUAAUGAAAUCAUCGAAAACUCAAACGAAAAAUUUAAUAGUUUUAGAUGGUACAUUUUAUACUAAACAAUAUAAAUAUAUAAAUUGGUUUCCCUUACUUCAUGUUGGAAUGUGGGAUAUUGGCUUAUUUGAUACUUUGGAUUAA